AUGCAUCCAACCAUCCUAGGCUUACUAGGCCUAACCACCCUAGCAACAGCCCGCUACGCCAUCAACCUCCCCCCAACACUCUACACCGGCCCCAUAGCCGCCGACUACAUCACGCCCUCCCUCGACCAGUCCGACCUAGACAGCCCCAAGCUCUCGCACGCCAACGCCUCCACCUUCGACUGGUGGCACUUCGACGCAAUCGGGAUCGAAAACCCCAACGCCACUGCCGCGAUCACCUUUUCCAACGCCGGACCGGACGGAUAUCCGCUCGACAUCCCGGGCAACCUGACCCAACCCCCUACUGUACCUGGACCGGGCGGGAAUGCGACCACUGUGGCUGGACACGCCCUCUGGGCGCAUAUCUGGGUGACCUUUGAAGACGGCCGGCGGUUUAGUCAUGUGCAGGCCGUGGAGAGUGCGCGGAUGCAUGGCAGUGGGGAUUCCAGCGUGGCGAUUUGGCAUGGCGCUGGUGGGUGGAUGGGCAGUGAGGAGGGGUAUGAGGUUGAGUUUGCGGUUGGGGAUGGUGCAUCGGGCGUUAAUGUUACUGGGGGGAUUAGUAUGGAGAGGAUAACGUCCUCUCAUUCCCGCUGCUCAACGGCCUCGGAGUUCAGCCAUGCGCUGGAAAUCGGAGACGCGGGGCUUGGCUGGGUGGCUGUUAUGCCGGAUGCGAUUGCCAGGGUGGAUGUCACUGUGAAUGGCGAGAGACUGAGGUUCGAGGGGUAUGGGUAUCAUGACAAGGUCUGGUCAUCUCGCCCGUUCACCUCGUCGACGAAAUCACUGCAGCGCGGACGAGCCCAUCUAGGACUCUACUCGGUUCUCUGGCUGUCGUAUGCCAGCGAAAGCAACCCGGGCCAGGAGGUGGUGAGUUCGUUCCUGGCGCGGGACGGGGAGUCUGUGAAUGCUGGGUGUGCGGAUGGGUCUGUGGCGAUUGUUGCUGGACAAGAACAGACGGAGGGAGGACUGGUCAGUGGGUUCCAGGUCGGGAUUCCGGGGGCGCAGGUGAGUGUAGCGACUGACAUUGAGGACCGAGGAGGACGAGGAGCGCAUGUGAGGUGGAAUGGGAGGGCGAGGGGAAUGCUUGAAGGUGUUGACGAGGAGGGAGUGGCCAUUUUCGAGCGGUUUGAGUAUUGA
Molecule: messenger RNA, 1131 nt
Organism: Aspergillus versicolor CBS 583.65
Lineage: Eukaryota; Fungi; Ascomycota; Eurotiomycetes; Eurotiales; Aspergillaceae
Exons: 3
Coding region: 1-1131 (376 amino acids)
Source: RefSeq, a predicted model, not a curated record